GGAAGGUAGCCUCUACGUGUGGCUGUGGGCCUCCUCCCUGGACUACGGCCUGUCUGUGUGGGACCUAGUCCUCUUCUGCAUCCAUCAGCAUUAACCAUUAGUGUGCUGCCAUAGGACUUGGCUGACGGGGCUGAGAGCCAAUAUGUCCUCUUACAAAGUGCGUUUGUACAAGGAAUCUGACCAUCGUACGGUCCAUGAGAUCUUCACAUCCGGUUGUCAUGAACACAUCUCUCCAGCUUUCUACAACGCCUUAAAGCAACCUCACAACUCACUUCUACUCUUGGUGGGACUCGUUCUUCCACUGGUCACUAAUGGAUCCAUCCUGUUCUCCAUCUUGGUUGGGGUCAUUCUGUUGCUCAUGUUAUGGCUCCCCGGUAGAGAGUUUUUCCUUUAUCAUCUUAGGCAUGGUCUGGCCGGAGAUUUGAAGAACAUUAGUAAACAUUAUCUAGAGAGGGAAGGUUAUUGCUUCUGGGUGGUGGAGCUACAAGGAGAAGCUGUGGGCAUGGUGGCCGCUAUCCCAUACAUUACCCCUCAGGAGAGGAGCGUGGAGCUGAAGAGGAUGUUCGUUUCUCGUGCCCACAGAGGCAAAGGGCUCGCCAAAUUAUUAUGCAGUACAGUGAUUGACUUUGCACGGAGGAGUGGGCGUCAUGCGGUGAUCCUAACCACCACGGCCAUACAGGUUGACGCCAGGCGACUCUAUGAGAAGAUGGGCUUCAAGAGUGCAGACCUAGCUCCAUACAACCCAGUACUAAACCUCGUCGGCAUGCCUUGGGUUGGUUACAGAUAUGAUAUCCCCUCCAGUAGAUGAUCCUCUUGGAUUAUGUCCCUUUUGGUAUUGUUUCUGGUUUCUCAUGUGAUUCAUGCAAUGGAGUUUUGAGUUGUCCUUCAUUUUUUGUAUGUCCACCCUUGAUCUGUAGACAUCAUUGUUAUAUAAUCAGUAGGGUUCAGGAAAGUGAAGAUCCACAAGGGGACUGUUUACAUGAUUUUGAGAUAUUAAUAGACUAAUCUAAUGUGACUCCAGGUCCGCAAAGGGUUGCCAAGGAAAUUACAUUGUAUAAAUCAAUAAAGGAAACCUUUGCCAGCUCCACCAUAUUCUGUGCUGCAGUGAUGAUGUCAUGUAGAGAAUUACAACCUCAGUAAUGAUGCUGAUAUGAAUACAUAGGCCAUCAACAUUAAAAUCCUGGAUGACCCCAUUAGGGAUGAUCAAGAGAGGCCUUCAUGUAUAUAGCGUUGGAGAAGCUUGGGAGGUGCAGAAGAAGCUCUACUUACCCAGUGGUCUCUAGUAGACAUUCAGUACUUGGGGCCCAAUAGUUUCUACAUCUUUUGACUACAGUUCUUGUAAAGCUCAGAUCUUCUCCAGUUAAGUGGUUUUACUAUUAACCCCCUCAGCC
Bufo gargarizans (Asiatic toad) is the source of this 1391-nucleotide messenger RNA. RefSeq names its product probable N-acetyltransferase CML1. Bases 143 to 808 code for a protein of 221 amino acids. The transcript has 2 exons. Lineage: Eukaryota; Metazoa; Chordata; Amphibia; Anura; Bufonidae. The record is from RefSeq and is a predicted model, not a curated record. Gene Ontology annotation, molecular function: N-acetyltransferase activity.